CCGGGGGACCAAUCGCCUUGCAAUGGGAGAAGUGAAACUUCGUCCUUCGUUGUUAAUGUUAUCGAAUUCUAAAGGCAAAACCUAGAUUCGAGAAAAUAUCUUAAGCAGCUGAACCUGUCAUCACUACAACGUCGUGAGAGUCACAAACUGUCACGUUUGAAUUUUUGACAAUAAAUAAACUUUAUAUCGACGGCCUGCAGAGGCGCAGUUCGGCGCGACACGACCUUUAGACCCGAUGACGUUUUUCUGCGCAUGAGCAAUGCUAGCUAACGUCGCAAUGACAUCGUCUACAAGUGUGAUCGGGGAUUUCUAUUAGAGAAGCAGUUUCUGCAUAUCUUCAUACUGUACUGUCUUUGGUAACAUUGUUGUGGAACGACGUCACAGCUGGAAAAUGAAGGCGCAGAGGCAGCCAUUGCUGGAGGUUCUGUAAUCAUUUUAUUCCAAAUAAAUACUCGAGGUAAACUUCCAUGGCAAGAGCCACAAGUCAGAUUUAUGAUGUUGUGCCCAUUCAAUCCAGCGUGGUCAUCUGUUCCUGCCCACAUCCAUCAAUGGUAAGAAAUCAGCCCGACUCCUGCUCGCCACUUGCCAUCCCAGGCGCAAGUAGCAGCCACUAUCCCAGCAUGGAGGGCCCCACCUCCGAGUCCAGGGCCACGGGCAAACCUGCCAGCCUGGGUGCCGAGCUCCGGGCACAGCAGGCCCCUCAGCCCCGCAAGAAGAGGCCAGAGGACUUCAAAUUCGGCAAGAUACUGGGAGAGGGCUCCUUCUCAACCGUUGUCCUUGCAAGAGAACACGCAACGGCAAAAGAAUAUGCAAUAAAAAUUUUGGAGAAGCGGCAUAUUAUGAAGGAGAACAAGGCUCAGUAUGUGAAAAGAGAAAGGGAUGUAAUGUCGAACCUAGAUCAUCCAUUCUUCGUCAAACUGUACUUUACAUUUCAAGAUGAUGAGAAGUUGUAUUUUGGCCUUAGCUAUGCUAAGAAUGGAGAGCUUUUGAAAUAUAUUCGCAAAAUCGGUUCUUUUGAUGAGACCUGCACUAGAUUCUACUCGGCUGAAAUUGUUUGUGCACUAGAAUAUUUGCAUGAGAAGGGGAUAAUUCACAGAGACCUUAAACCUGAGAAUAUUUUACUGAGCGAAGACAUGCACAUCCAAAUAACAGACUUUGGAACAGCAAAGCAGUUAUCUUCAGAUAGCAAACAAGCGAGAGCAAACUCCUUUGUAGGAACUGCGCAGUACGUGUCUCCAGAGCUGCUGACAGAGAAAUCGGCCUGCAAGAGCUCCGACCUCUGGGCCUUGGGAUGCAUAGUCUAUCAGCUGGUGGCUGGGCUACCACCCUUCAGAGCUGGAAACGAGUACCUAAUAUUCCAGAAGAUAAUCAAGCUGGAGUAUGAAUUCCCUGAGAAGUUCUUUCCCAAAGCCAAGGAUCUUGUUGAACAGCUUUUGUCGCUGGACCCUUCCAAGAGAAUUGGUUGCGAGGAUAUGGGAGGGUACGACCCCCUGAGGGGACACCCGUUCUUCGAGACCAUCUCCUGGGGAGACCUGCAUGUGCAGACGCCACCCAAGCUCACUCCAUACCUGCCAGCCAUGUCCGAGGAUGACGAGGACUGCUAUGGAAACUACGAUGACCUCCUGAGCCAGUUCAGCAGCAUGCAGGUGGCCCUGUCCAGUUCGUCCCACUCGCUCUCCACGCCUGAGACCAUUCCCCCAGCGCCACAGAGGUCCAGCAGCAACAUCGAGCAGUACAUCCACGACCUGGACAACAACUCGUUUGAGCUGGACCUGCUGUUCUCCGAGGAGGAGAAGCAGCUGUUGCUGGAAAAACAGACCAGUGGGAACCCCUGGCACCAGUUUGUUGAGAAUAAUUUGAUCUUGAAAAUGGGCCCAGUGGAUAAAAGGAAGGGCCUGUUUGCUCGGCGGAGGCAGCUGCUCCUUACUGAAGGGCCACAUCUGUACUACGUGGACCCUGUCAACAAGGUCCUGAAAGGGGAGAUCCCCUGGUCCCCUGAGCUGCGCCCAGAGGCCAAGAACUUCAAGACCUUCUUUGUCCACACGCCCAAUCGAACAUACUAUCUGAUGGACCCCAGUGGCAACGCUGACAAGUGGUGUAAGAAGAUCCAGGAAGUGUGGAGAAAGAUCUAUCACAAGCAACAAAAUCCUGGCCUAUAGGAGAGCAGUUCCUCCUGCGGCCACUCCUUCCUCCAAGCUCUGAGGCCAAUCACAGAGAAACAUCCUCUUUAGUGCCCUUCAUCACCGCAAUGUAAACAAACUCUUUUAGAGACGCUGGCAUCUAGACCUUGUUUAUUUUCCUUUUCUGAAAUUAGCAGAACCAAUAGGAAAAAAGACACCAUGGGAUUCAGGGUUGCUUUGCUUGUUCUUUGUGCUCUGUGAGGCUUUUAAAUGCGUUUUUUUUUUUCAUGUGUGGAUGAUGACUUCCAUGCACAUCGGCAUCUUAUACAUUCUGCAGGGGAACGAGAGGACAGGCUUGUUUGUAGAAUUUCACUGGUGUAGGUACCAUUAGGGCCAUCUCAGUGCAAGGACUGGUUUCCUUCUUCAACCAUAACAAAACACAAUCCAGCAUUGCUUGUACACCAGAGCUUAUCCCAAUACAGUAUGAUACUCAAUCCAGAUCCUAAUCCAACAUUGUAUGCCUCUGUAAUUUUACCUGAACUCGACACACACAUACUCCAGACUAUUGCCUGGUUCAGUAUCACACUGCAAACAGGCGCUUACCCAAUAAAGUAUAUUUUUGUCAGA
Messenger RNA from Coregonus clupeaformis (lake whitefish), 2747 nucleotides. RefSeq names its product 3-phosphoinositide-dependent protein kinase 1-like. NCBI's taxonomy places the organism in Eukaryota, Metazoa, Chordata, Actinopteri, Salmoniformes, Salmonidae. The transcript is spliced from 14 exons. The record is from RefSeq and is a predicted model, not a curated record. Gene Ontology annotation, biological process: peptidyl-serine phosphorylation; intracellular signal transduction. The coding region runs from base 468 to 2159 and encodes 563 amino acids. Gene Ontology annotation, molecular function: ATP binding; protein serine/threonine kinase activity.